AUGGUUAAGCCACUAUCUUUCAAGGGCGAUAAGAAACCCAAGAAGAGAAAGCGUACUGAGGCGGAAUCUUCAGCUGGAGAUGCAGGGCCUAGCAAUCCCACUAUCACCGCGACGGCUGAGGAUGCGGAAAACGACGACAGUUGGGUAUCAGCUGAUGCCGUUGGAGAUGUCCAAGGCCCUGUCAUGAUCGUACUUCCAACAGCACCUCCGACUUGUCUGGCCUGCGAUGCUAAUGGCAAGAUCUUCACCGACCCUAUCGUAAACAUCAUUGACGCGAAUCCUGCCAGCGCUGAACCCCAUAAUGUGCGCCAAGUUUGGGUUGCGAAUAAAAUCUACGGUACCGAAAGCUUUAGGUUCAAAGGACGCUAUGGAAAAUACCUCAGCUGCGACAAGUACGGCAUCCUUAGCGCCACGUCCGAAGCUAUAUCACCGCUCGAAACGUGGACCGUGAUCCCGACUCCCGAUACGCCGGGGACAUUCCAGAUCCAGUCCCAGAGCGAAACCUUCUUAACCAUCAAGGAACCUACGAAGGCGAAUGGGGUGCCCGAGGUCCGUGGUGACGCGACAGAAAUCAGCUUCGACACUACAUUGAGAAUCCGCAUGCAAGCGCGCUUUAAACCCAGAUUGAAGGCAACGAAGGAGGAGAAAGCAAAAGAAAGGAUUAGCCGGAAGGAGCUUGAAGAGGCCGUAGGCAGACGACUCAACGAGGAUGAGGUUAGGACCCUGAAGAAAGCAAGAAGGGAGGGUGACUACUAUGAACAGCUACUGGACCUGAAGUCCAAGAGUAAGCACGACAAAUACUCUUGA
Molecule: messenger RNA, 807 nt
Organism: Daldinia caldariorum
Lineage: Eukaryota; Fungi; Ascomycota; Sordariomycetes; Xylariales; Hypoxylaceae
Product: actin-crosslinking protein
Exons: 2
Coding region: 1-807 (268 amino acids)
Cellular component (GO): striated muscle dense body; nucleolus; catalytic step 2 spliceosome
Molecular function (GO): actin filament binding
Source: RefSeq, a predicted model, not a curated record